Guyanagaster necrorhizus is the source of this 1855-nucleotide messenger RNA. RefSeq lists its product as uncharacterized. The coding region runs from base 311 to 1855 and encodes 514 amino acids. Lineage: Eukaryota; Fungi; Basidiomycota; Agaricomycetes; Agaricales; Physalacriaceae. The record is from RefSeq and is a predicted model, not a curated record. The transcript is spliced from 11 exons.
GGUACGGCACUAUACAGCAUGGAUCACUAACAAGGCACCAGGGUUGUAACAAUCGAAAAUCGAUUCCUGAUCCAUGAUGGCUGUCUGUCGGGGACACAGCGACAAUAGAAAAUGACCCUGGAAACCGGCUUCCUUGCUUUCGUGCUACACAAACACCGACAUACAACCGACCGCUUGAAAUGGACUCGCUUCUCUGUCUCUUUCUUCCAUCUGCUCCUCCUCCUUCUCCCCCCCUUCUCUUAUAAAAACAGACCCUCGCAUCUGUGUAGGGCCGUCCAUUCGUUUUUCAUUCACGUUCCCUAGGGCAGUUAUGAAGUCUCUUUUCUUUCUCGCGACUUUAUCGUCGACCGUCAAUGCCUACUGGCUUAUGAGUGUCGGAACGUUGACACCGGAUCCGCAGCGCAUAGACCCCAUUCUCUCUCCUGGCGAAGUGUCUUCUCAUGCUCAUUACGUGCUCGGCGGAAGCAACUUUAGGCAGACUACGGAUACCGCUUCUUUGCGCUCGAGUGAAUGUACCACCACCCCCAUCGCAGAAGACAAGUCCAAUUAUUGGUAUCCUAACUUGUAUUUCGAAUGGGCCAACGGUUCCUUCAGCUCCCUUACUGCUGGCAACGUUAUGUGCGUUAUUUUGCUGUGCUUCUGUGUGCAUGCUAAUCGUCUCCGCAGUUACUAUUUGUUCGACGACGAUGCCGCUGCUGAGAAUGUUACUGCCUUCCCCGAUGACUUCCGAAUGAUCUCUGGGACACCGACUCUGCGCACGUACAACGCCAGCAGCUACGCUCAACAGGCGGUCACCUUUUUGUGUCUCGAUUUUAGUGGCACCGCUACUAAGUUCAGUACCAUUCCUCCCCAGGAAUGUGUUAGUGGAAUUCGGGCUCAGAUCAACUUCCCCAGUUGCUGGGACGGCGUGAACACUGACUCCUCGGACCACAAGUCGCACGUCGCUUUCCUUAGCGGUGGUCCCGAUUCAGGAACUUGCGAGGACCCUAAUUACCCCGUUCGACUCCCUCGCAUUUUCAUGGAGGUAUACUGGGCCUCUACCGACUUUGACGACUACCGUGACCAAGCGAAGAACACGACACAGCCAUUUGUUUUCUCUUACGGUGAUCCUACGGGAUAUGGGUAUCACGCCGACUUCAUCAACGGUUGGGAUUCCGGUGCAUUGCAGAAGGCUGUUGACAAUUGUAAUUGCAAUGAGUACGGUGACCCGACGUGCUGUGGCGAUAAUGGCGUCUUCACUUAUCAGACGGGUACGCAAUGUUACAUUACAAACAUCGUUGACGAGCAGACAACCGGUUUGUUGACCAAGCUUCCUGGCAACAACCCAGUACAACAAGCAGGCAUCGCGGCAACUAUCUACGAGGAUGAUGACGUACCCGGAUUCCUGGAACCUGUCUAUGUAUACACUGGUUCAUCUCCCACUGCAACCGCUACAACCACAGAAGGUGGAAGCACUGUUGCAGCCAGCGGAUCAUCCACCGCUUCCUCUGCUUCCUCGACCUUUACCAGUGCAAAUAACGUUGCGGUUGUCAUCCAGACAACAUCGUCGUCAUCGCCCUCGUCUACGGAAGUGUCAUCAGCCUCCGCGGAAGUGUCGUCCACAGAAUCGGCAUCAUCGUCCCUAGUACCCGCGUCGACAUCAGUCGCAUCUGCAGCUCCUGUUACAUCCUCAUCUUCGUCAAGCACCAGCAGUGGUAGUAGUCAUACCCAUCACACUCAUGCAGCUGCCUCUUCCUCAUCCUCUUCUUCAGACUCGUGCAAACGAGAAUCACGCCGUGACGAUGUUAUUGAUCACUCCUCUCGUUUCCGUCGCACUCAUCGUCGUCAUAUGGACUACGACGCUUACACAUUCUGA